AUGGACAAGGUCCUCGUUUCGGGAUUGAAGGAGCUGCGGAGUCGGAUGAUGACAUACAUCAAGGAACACGUCGCACGCAGACGGUCAGGCCAUGCCGGAGCUGGUGCCGAUGCUUGUGACGACAACGCCGCGGAGCCCCCUUCGGCAUCCCAAGCAGUAGGUGUCGCCGACACCAGCGGAGAGGCCGGAGAUGGCGUCGACAAGGCAGAUGAGGAGGCAGAAAGGGCUGUGGCGAGGACCGCGGAUCAGGAAAAGGAGGAGGAGGAGGAUGACACCGACGAUCAGGAUGAUAACGAGGAGGAUCGUGAGAAGCGUGAGCAGGGGCAUGGGCAGGAGGAGGAGGAGGAGGAGGAGGAGGAGGAGGAGGAGGAGGAGGAGGAGGAGGAGGAGGAGGAGGAGGAGGAAGAGGAGGAGGAUGAGGAGGAGGAGGAGGACAAGGAGGCGGCGGCGGCGGAGGCCGUGGAGCAGGGUUUCGGGUCGGUGGGAGCGGCGGCGGUGGCCGUGGAGGGAGCGGCGGCGGCCGUGGAGGGAACGGGUGGGAUGUCGGCGGAUGUUGUGUACGCGCGAGGGGAGGGUGCCGAUGUGGAGAAUGUCGGCGUGGAGGAGGCGCACGUGGUCGGCAAUGUGGUUGGCGACGCGAAGGAGGAGGAUAACGUCGCGGCUUCGACGCCGACGGGCGUGGAGACCACCACAGGGAACGCAGGGGUGGAACGCCGGGGUGGAGCGGUAGAGGCGGGCCGUCAACCGGGUUCCUCAGCAGCUGGUCGGCAGGCAACGCCGGCCGUCGUCGCGGAGCUGCGACAGGAGAACAUGUGGCUGAGGGCAGAAAAUGCUCGUCUCGAGACGGCGCUCGGAGUGGAGAGGGGUCGGGUGGACAGGUUCGCGAUGGGGAUUGGCCACCUCGUGGACAAGCUCAGGUCGUUGGCCGACCAGGUCGUCGCCUCCGACCAGGACGCGUCGAGUCGGCUGAUGGACGCGUCCUUGACCAUGGCGACGACCGUGACGGAGAACAUCACCGCCAACAUGGGUGAAGCAUGGGAUGCGAUGAAGGCGUACGCCGAGAGGGCGGAGAGCUGGUUGGACGAUCUAGAGAAUCCGGAGGGGUUUAUGGCGGUGCAACGUGCGAACGCGGUCGUCGCCAUGGGCAACCACGUGGACGAAGCGAGGAAGGGAUUGGAGGAAUACAUAUCGAAGCACCUAGUCGCCGCGCAGACCAACAUCGCCACCGCGGUAACUCAACGCGUCGCCGUCCCGCCGCCCACGCAGCCCGCCCCACCGCCAGCCUUCCCGGACGAGCUCAUGAAGUCUUUCAAGGCGGACGUGUUGAAGGCGGUGACUGAGGCCACCCAGCAGUCGUUUGUUGCGUCCGGGUUAAACCUCAUGACCCAGGUGAUCGGCCAUCUGGCGCCUGGUCGGCAUGGGUCGUCGCCGUCGGACAACGAGGCCGACAAGAAGGGUGCGAAAAGGGCGGGCAGCGGAGAUGAUGCGUUGAGCUCGAAGCGGAGCAAGGGAGCCGAUGGGAGCCGCGGCGUCGGCCAGGUGGGUCCAGGCGGCUCGCGGAGCAAGGGAGCCGAUGGGAGCGGAGGUACGAGCGUGGUCGACCAGCUCAAGAAGAACGGGGCCAAGGUGAUAAGGACGCACAGCAAGGGCGAUGGAAUCAGGAGUGCGGAGGGGGGCCCUGCCGACCAGGUUGGCGCUCAAGAGGCUGGACCAACAGCCCCGCCAUUGGUCGCCGAGAAGCCGGCCAGUCUAGCGACCGCACCAACGGCGAUAGAUGGCGGCGCCAAAACCGUCAAGGGACCGUCCGGCGGAGUGGCGGUGACCACGUCGAUCCCCCGCAAACCCCCUGCGGCUAGCAGCGCGCCGGUCGCCCCGUCAGCCGCCAACAACGAUGGGUCGUCCCUUGCGGCUACUCCAGCACCAGCAGGCACGUCUGCCGCCAAGGUUGACGCGGUGGAUGCUGCGGCUAACCGCGCUGGUCCGUCCGCCCCAAAGGCGAACGCGCUCAGGGAGAUGCUCAGCCGCAUGGAGACCCAUCGACAGGACGUGCAGCAGCCUCCCGUGGUCGGUACCGCGCCGGCCACAACAGCACGUCGCUCGGUCACUCCCCAGGUCGCCGCCACAACGUCCAGUGCCCCACCUACCGCGCCUAUCAUCGCCGCCCGUCCUCCUGUGGACCCAAAGUCCGCGUUGCUUCGCGCCCGGUUAGGCGCACGUACUGCGGCUGCGCCAGCACGGGCUCAGCCGGUAUCCAGCUCAUGCGCAACGCCGACGUCGGUGACCGUAGCUGCACACACACUCGGUGCGGCUACUGUCGAGGCGGUGGCGGAGAAGGGCGUGAGUGCAGCGCUAGCCACGGGCGGCAGAUCAGUUGACCCUGCACAGGCGGCGAAGGACCACAACGACGCCGAUAUCGCUGCCAUCCAGGACCUGUUGGAAGCGCCAAAGACGACCACUGCUGCGGUCGGCGCGGGAAAGUCGAAACGGAAGGGGACGGUCGACGCAGGGAAAGCGAGGCCGAGCUCGAAGAAGAAAACACGGGCGACGUCGGCGAUGGUGAACUCGGUGGAGAAAGGACAGGGGAUGGCGACGGCGAUGGUGGAGAAGGAGAAGGAGGAGGAGAUGAAGAAGAAGGAGGAGGAGGAGAAGGAGAAGGAGAAGGAGAAGGAGAAGGAGGAGAAGGAGGAGGAGGAGGAGAAGGUGGAGGAGGCGGAGGUGGGGGAGGAGGAGAAGGAGAAGGAGAAGGAGGAGGAGGAGAAGGAGGAGAAGGAAGAGGAGGAGAAGAAGCUGGAGGAGGAGGAGGCGGCGACGGAGGAGGAGAAGGUGAAGGUGAAAGAACGGAAGGGUCAUGGCAUCCGCCACGACACCACGGGCGACAAGCAAGGGUGGGUGGGCGAGAUUAAGGUGGUCGGGAACGAGAGCAGAUACAUCGGCAAGUCCCGCGACAAGAUGGAGCUGGCGUACCUUCACUCGAUUGUGUACCUCCUGUACGACGGUUACGUCAGCAAGAUCCUCAUGGCCGAGCUCACCGGCUUGGAGGAAACAGUGAUGAAGCAGUGGAGGGCGGUGUGGAAGGAAGUCCGGUUCUUGCCGACUGGGAUGUGGACGGUGAUAUGGGCACGGGGCGCGUUCCUCCCAAAGACACGGUUCGAUGAUAUCCUCGGGAAGUAUCGAGCGUACAAGACAUCAGGCGAUGCGCACCACGAUGCGCUUUUGCCCGCGAUCUGGUUCCCCGUCGAUGCCGACACGAAGUCGGAUGCAAUGAUGUCGGCCAUGAUUGAUCGCGUGUCCAUGUGCGCGGCGUAUGGGAUGGUCGCUGCAUCCGCGGCGAGAAUGGAGGGCGACACGGAUCAGAAGACGGCGAAGGUCGCACAGGCGCUGUCGGCCUCCGCUUGCGCCCUGUGGUGCUUAGUCGAUGGCGACGGCGCCCAGGUGGCUGAUGCCGUCCGCGAAGGGAAGGCGGCGGCGAUGUUGGUCGGCGCCAGCGAGACUACCGCCGCCGAGUUCAAGAAGGUCAUGACGGCGGUGCUGGAGGCCGCGAUCAGCAGGCAGCAACCCCUUGGGGAGGUUGCGCACAACGUUGCACCGGCGCUGGAGUCCACCGCUCUGGCCAAAGCCUAUCCGGGGUUGGAUGUUGAAGCCGAGGCCAAACUGAUCGCACGAGCGACGGUGGAAACCCUCGCGUUCUGGGGAAUGUGCCCCGUGGAUGGGCCGAAACUCAGGAAGAUCGGCAUCGCGGUGCCGCUUGACGCGCAGAUGGAGUACGACAUCGAACACAGGGGGAGGAAGAGGCCGAGGGGCAAGCAGGGCAAGGACAGCUCGGGGAAGAAGGGGAAGAAGGGCGGAGCGGGCAAGGACAGCACGGCGGCGUAG
Closterium sp. NIES-65 is the source of this 3873-nucleotide messenger RNA. Lineage: Eukaryota; Viridiplantae; Streptophyta; Zygnematophyceae; Desmidiales; Closteriaceae. The record is from the annotation of a GenBank genome assembly.